This is a messenger RNA of Xenia sp. Carnegie-2017, 1449 nucleotides long. RefSeq names its product 1-acyl-sn-glycerol-3-phosphate acyltransferase epsilon-like. Lineage: Eukaryota; Metazoa; Cnidaria; Anthozoa; Malacalcyonacea; Xeniidae. The transcript is spliced from 11 exons. Gene Ontology annotation, molecular function: acyltransferase activity. Gene Ontology annotation, cellular component: endomembrane system. Bases 91 to 1203 code for a protein of 370 amino acids. The record is from RefSeq and is a predicted model, not a curated record.
AGUCAUAACAUCGACAAUGAAUGAAAAACAAAGCUUAUUUUUAUUCAACAAUUGCGUCUUUUACAUGGAAAACCAAACGGUCUAUAAAUAAUGAAUUCAUUGCUGCAACAUUCGGUUCCUUUGCGAGCAUUCGUUCCUAUAGUAUUGUCGACAAGCAUUGCUCCAAACUAUUUUAUUACAUGGUCAAUAUGGCGAGUUGCAUCAUCCAUAUUACCAAGAUAUGUGUACGAUUAUGUACACAAUAUAAUGAAAGAUAUGUACUUCAGAAUUGUCGUAUUUUUCUUUGAAAAUUACGCUGGAACUGAGGUAAUAUUCUAUGGCGACGAAAUUCCUUUCUACAAGAAAGAAAAUGUGCUGUAUAUAAGUAAUCACCAAAGCACAGUUGACUGGGUUGUCGCAACUUUAAUAGCCAUAAGACAAGGAAGUCUAGGAUCGAUUCGAUAUGUUUUAAAAGACAGUUUAAAGUACCUGCCUUUUUAUGGCUUUUACUUUCCUCAGCAAGGUUCCAUCUUUGUAAAGAGGAAUUCUUCACAUGAUUUGAUUCACUUGGAAAGAAAGAUGAAACAAUUUAAAGAUAACAAAACACCAGUCUGGCUUGUUAUAUUUCCUGAAGGGACAAGAUUUAACCUGGCAGUACCAGGGCAAUUGACGCGUAGUCAUGAUUACGCCUUGAAGAAAAGUCUGCCACCAUUGAAUCACGUUUUGACACCAAAAACCAAAGCAACCGAGAUUGCGUUGGAGACGUUAUCAGAUCAUAUCGAUGCUGUUUAUGAUCUCACAGUAGCCUAUAAAGAAGCAAAUGAAGACGUUUUACCUCGAAGAAAAGCUAAAGAAUUGCACGAAUACUUUUCUCUCCGUCAUCCUGAAAUACAUAUUCACGUAAGACGAAUUUCCAUCGCUGAAAUUCCACAGAAUUGCGAGGAACGUAAGAAAUGGAUAUAUGAAGCAUUUCAUUUGAAAGACAGAUUAUUAUCCAAGUUCUACUCGGAAGAUGAUACUAUUCGUGGACGAUUUCCUGGCAAACAGAAAAGACAGAAAGUACCUUUGUCACAAACAUUACCAUGGACGGUGUUUUGGGCGAGUAUUUUGUUACCGUUUCUGGCUACCAAAUAUGGCAGAUCGUUAUAUUUAAAGACUUGGCUUAUCGGCGGUGUUGGGACAGUGUUGUAUAUGACGAUACUAUAUGAUAGAUUAGAAAGAUGACGUAACGUCAAGGAUGCGCCUGAGGAAGCUUGCAAAUCGUACUGGAAAAUAGAAUGUUGUGGCUGUAUUGGUAGAAAUUACGUCUCCGAGAGUAUAUAUUUCUUUAAUCAGGCAAGAGUCUGAUAUUGAACGCGCUUAUGGGUGUAUCUUAAACAAUUUUUUUUUCAAAUUUAUCGUAUGAACUAAUGAACUGAGUCAUUGCUAGUCGUAGUUAAUCCUAAUCAAUAAUAUCAAUCAAAAAACAAA